Helobdella robusta is the source of this 486-nucleotide messenger RNA. RefSeq lists its product as hypothetical. Gene Ontology annotation, molecular function: calcium ion binding. The annotation marks the transcript as partial. The record is from RefSeq and is a predicted model, not a curated record. The transcript has 5 exons. Lineage: Eukaryota; Metazoa; Annelida; Clitellata; Rhynchobdellida; Glossiphoniidae.
UACAAAGACUUUAUGACAGAAUGUCCAGAUGGCAUAUUGAAAAAAGAAGAAUUUUACAGAAUUUACAACCAUUUCUUCCCUCUUGGAGAUUCAACAAAAUUUGCGAGCUACAUUUUUGAUGUCUUUGACUUCAACAAGGCAGGUUAUGUGACAUUCAGGGAAUUCAUCAUUGCCUUGUCCAUCACAUCCAGAGGAACACUCGAUGAGAAGCUUGAUUGGGCAUUCCGGCUGUACGAUCUGGACGGAGAUGGGUACAUCAGCAAGUCGGAGAUGAUCGUCAUCGUAGACGCCAUCUACCUCAUGGUCGGUCGGACUGUCGAUCUGCCCCCGGAUGAGAACACUCCUGAGAAGAGGGUCAACAAGAUCUUCAAACAGAUGGAUCUGAACAAAGAUGGCAAGUUGAGUGUGGAGGAGUUCAGAGAAGGUUCCAAGUGUGACCCCUGGAUUGUGCAGGCCAUGUCUGUCCAUCUUCCUGAUUUCAAAUGA